AUGGGUGAAGGCGCGGACGUGCGCCGCGCGUCGGUGGGCCGGUCCGUGCUGCUGCACGCCCUCUGCCGGACCGCAGAGGCCGUGCGGCGCGCCGUGCUGCACCAGGCCGACCAGAACCGCCAGCUGGUAACCGAGUGGGACGAGCUGUUCUGCCCCGAGUGGCACCGCUCCCUGCUCACCGUGUUCGCGGUCAUGGCCGUUGGCGCGCCGGCGGCCGACGCCAGUCCGCUGUUCUGCGAGACCUUGGCAGCAGUCUGUGGCGCUGUGCUGCACGCGCCUGGCGUUGUGCUGCUGCACCACGCCCUGCCCGCGCGGGUGGAUCCCGACCUGGACGAGAGCCACCUGUUUUUGUCAAAUCUGGCCGAAGCCGAGCAGAGUCGUCCGUACCAGGAGGACGGCAGGGACGACCCCAAGCUGGCCCUGCCGACCCUCUUCAGGCUGAUCACGAGCCAGACGGAGCCGCUGGUGUCGGGCCUGCUGUCGGACCUGGCCGCCGGUCAGACCUGCCUGGUGGACCCCAGCCACGAGUCGCACUGUGUGGUGCUGACUCACCUGAUGGCCUGGCACCUGGCCAUCUCGUACGCCGGACACCUGGACACGGCCCGCAAGGUCAUGACGGCCGAGGCGCUCAGGGAGGAUGGUCUCUUGGACAACCUUCUUCAGCAGCUGUUCUCUCUGAUGCCCGACUCCCCGGAGGUGCCUGAGUCCUACGCCGACACCCACAAGUCCUACUUUGAGCUGGAGCCGAUUUUCGAUUUGUCAGGGUCCGGCUCGGCCGAGGAGGUGCACCACUGGGCGUGCAGGACGUACGCCGAGCUCCUGCGUCAGCUGCCGGUACUGGCCCGCUCCUGGCGCUCGAGCUGCGAGCGGGCGCUGGCGCUGCGUGUGGAGCGGCUCACGGCUGACCACGUCAGUCCGCUGCUGCUGGCCGAGGAGUUCGGCCGCCUGCAGGCCGCCGACAAGGCCAUCGACAAUAUGACGGUGCGGGCGCGCCCCUCCGUGCGCGAGGUGUCGGCCGUGUACGCCAUGGAGGAGGUCAGCACCGAGCUAGUGGUCAAGCUGCCGACCGACUACCCGCUCGGCCACGUUGUGGCAGACGCUGCCGGCCGGCGCGUUGGCGUGGCCGCUGGACAGUGGCGCAUGUGGAUGCUCCAGCUCACCACCUUCCUCACGCACCAGAACGGCAGCGUUCUGGACGGUCUACUUCUCUGGAAACAGAACAUCGACAAGCGCUUCCAGGGUGUGGAGGAGUGCAACAUCUGCUUCUAUGUGCUGCACGGCAGCAACUACCAGCUGCCGAAGCUGGCCUGCCGCAACUGCAAGAAACGCUUCCACCCCGCGUGUCUGUACAAAUGGUUCAACACGAGCAGCAAGAGCACCUGCCCCAUGUGCCGCCAGCUGUUCUGAGUCCGCUGAGACGGUUCUGCGGGUCGACCUGGGGUCGCGACGGACGUACGCCGCGUGACCGGGGCCGGUCUUACUGGGUGGCGCGUUGCUGUUAGCCACGAGAGUGUCGAGGAAUAUAUUUCGCACGGUGCUGUGUCUGCACGCUUGCGGUCGCGUGAGAUAAUA
This is a messenger RNA of Pollicipes pollicipes, 1572 nucleotides long. RefSeq names its product E3 ubiquitin-protein ligase listerin. Gene Ontology annotation, cellular component: RQC complex; anaphase-promoting complex; cytosol. Gene Ontology annotation, biological process: rescue of stalled cytosolic ribosome; anaphase-promoting complex-dependent catabolic process; ribosome-associated ubiquitin-dependent protein catabolic process. NCBI's taxonomy places the organism in Eukaryota, Metazoa, Arthropoda, Thecostraca, Pollicipedomorpha, Pollicipedidae. The record is from RefSeq and is a predicted model, not a curated record. The coding region runs from base 1 to 1407 and encodes 468 amino acids. Gene Ontology annotation, molecular function: ubiquitin protein ligase activity; zinc ion binding; cullin family protein binding. The transcript has 10 exons.